CUCCCUUUGCUUUUGGUUUGUAGGGUCCCCCCUCCACCUGCACAUCCUCUGCUGCCUCUCAUUAUUAAAUCUUCCUCACGCACCCUCUUCCUUUCCCCAACAUCCCCUCUCUCUUUCUAUCCCUUUUUCCCACUUCUCUCUCCAUUCCCUUCCCAUGGCUGAGUCUACACUUGCCUCUAAUUUCUGGCUUCCGGCCGGGAAGGAGACUCUCAGCUUCCCCACUGACUUCCCUUACGAGUUUGACUCGCUUGCCUCCAACUUCGACCUCAACUCACCGGUGGAAUCCGUUGUCAGCUCCACCGAGUCGACGGACAGCAGCGACGACGACGACUUCUUUGUGGGGCUGGCUCGGCAACUCGCAUGGACGUACCUCUGUGAAACUGAGAGCUCCCCCACUCCCUGCUUCAAUCCAAACAAAUUUGAGAAGAAGUAUGUUAAGGCUGGGUCUCCUCAGUCGACGUUGAGUGGAAUAGACGCCUGGUUUCGCCCUCAUAGUCCGUCUUCUCAGUUGAAAUCGCCUCCUAUUGCGGUUUUUGGGGCUGAGAACGAUGCGAGAGUCCUCGUUCAUGCAGCUGCCAGAGAAGCUGCAAGGUUGAAAAUGAGCGCCGAAACAACCCCAUUUCAGAGCAAUGACCCUUUCGUUAGAGGAUUUAUGGGGGCUCGAUCUUCCAUUCCAGUUAAAUCGACUAGUAAUGUGGAUUAUGGGCUGUUCUCGAAUGAGGGCUGUGCUCGGAAUCUGGCAUUUUCCGCGCAGGUGCAGCAAGUGAGACAUGAUCUAGUGCUGCAGGCUAUUUGUGCCUCUUCUUGGGGUAGACAAGCCAAGGUAGACUGGGCGGCUCCGCCGCACCGGAAGCCGGAGAUUCAGAACAGGGAAAGAAACAUUGGUCUUGGAGGGGGGAGAUGCAGUGGCGCCGCCGGUUUAUACCAAUCCGCAUGGCUCCCGCCGCCCCAAAGUCAGCCGCCACCGCCCAACGCCUCUGCCGUGCGUUGUAUUCAUCCUGGUGGACCCGCCGUCAAGAGAGCUUCCUCCGGCACCGGCGUUUUCUUGCCUCGCAGAUAUGUAAAUCCCUCGGAAUGCCGCCAGAAACAAGGAACCCCAGCCGUUCGAUUUCCAGAGGAGAUGAUAAAUCCCAUUCAAGCGCCGUUCAAUGGCUGCUUAUCCCCUGGCUUCGAUGCCAUGUUAGCUCGGAGGAAUACUUCCCUUUUGCCACUGCCAAGGAGCUUGCGGGGAGAGGCAGCCAUAAACCAAGAACUUCAUCUCCCUCAAGAAUGGACAUACUGAAAUCAAAAAGUUUGUUUUAGGGUUUGAACAGGGAGAAGCCAUUAAAGUAGCAGUAGAGAAGUAUUGAUUCAUGAAGAAGAAGAAGAAGAUGAUGGGAUUGAAAAAAAGGAGUUGUUAGUUUUAGGAGGCAGCAAUAAGUAACCAGGAAGUUGUUAUUUAUUGAAGGAUGUCGCAGCUUUAGAAUAAAGAAACACUGAAAGUUGUAGAAGUAGUGUGGGAAGAAUUGAAGCUUGAAGAAGAACUAAAGGACAGGGAAUGGUCUGUGUCCUUGUAAUAAAAUCUGUAAUUUUGUGUUAUAUUGAGAUUUUAGAGAUAUGUUUUUUUGGGUGAGGGGAAAAAUGUAAAAUUCCUCUGGCUUGUAGUUUUGUUGAAGGAUAUGCUUUAAUAAAUAAUAACAUAUAUGUUGCCUUUUGUUA
Messenger RNA from Momordica charantia (bitter melon), 1698 nucleotides. RefSeq lists its product as uncharacterized. The record is from RefSeq and is a predicted model, not a curated record. Lineage: Eukaryota; Viridiplantae; Streptophyta; Magnoliopsida; Cucurbitales; Cucurbitaceae.